CGUUUUGCCGCGAGACUAUCACGGACGUUGGUUAGUGGCGGUGAACUUCGUUCUUGAAUUCCUAAUUUUUCUAAAAAGCCACGUGUAUCUGUGGUGGAUUCCAACGUUUUGGAAAAAAGACCAUUGCGAUACAGACAAAGAAAAAGUAAUAAAACGCUUAUCCUCCUGUCGAAAACAUCAUGGGUUUAACACAACUUGCUCUCCUGACGUGUGUGGUCAUUGCGACAGUGACGUGUUCAUCCCAGACGAACUGCCACCAAGGAGGGAACUGUCGUCUGCCCCAGUGCUCCUGUAGCUCCUACAGCAGCCCCCUGCCCGUGAAGGACACUCCGCAGAUCAUCUUCUACGGAUUUGACGACGCCCUCAACGUUCGGAUGGCCCGGCAUUUUCGCAAGUUAUUUCCUUCUGAUCGCAGGAACCCCAACAACUGCCCGAUAUCGAUGUCCCUGUACAUCCAGCACGCCUACACGGACUACAGUCUGGUGAGCGAGUUCUACAAGAAGGGAAUGGAGAUAGGAGUGCACAGUGUGACUCACACCAACAUAGACACAGAGGCGAAACUCGCAGACGAGGCAGAGCGCCAGAAGAAUAACUUGGCCCGACUAGGGAGCGUGCCGAAAGACGAAAUCGUUGGCUGGAGAAGUCCGAACCUAAAGACCGCGGGAGACAAGCAGCCUCCGACGUUGAAGAGACUCGGCUACACCUACGACAUCUCUUUGACAUACACUGUUGGAAAACGGCAUCAGAAGAAACCUUGGCCAUUCACCCUGGACUAUGGUUAUCCUUACAGCUGUCAGAUACAGCCCUGCCCAGGACGAACAGCCAGCCACAAAGGCUUUUGGGAGGUUCCCAUCGUAUCCUUAAUGGACUAUAAGGGAGCCUACCCAUGUGCCUAUGUAGACGGGUGCUACAAUUCGCCGACUACGGAAGACGACGCAUUCCAAUUUCUGUGGAAAAAUUUCGAAGACAACUACCAGACGCGAACACCUCUGGGCUUCAACAUGCACGCGGCAUGGUUCGAAAGACCGCACAAUCUGGCAGCCAUGGACCGGUUUAUAAAAGAAAUGACCAAGAAAGAUGACGUGUAUAUCGUGUCAGUGCAAAAGAUGCUGGAAUGGAUGAAGAACCCAAUCAAACUCUCAGAUUUGCAUAACCUGGAGUCUUGGGGUUGCAAGUCUGCUUAAAAGAUCAAAAGAGAAUGAAGACAUUUUAAAGCAUGUUUUAUCCGGUGGCUAGAAACAUUUUCAAACAAUUGUGUACGGUAACUGACUUUUAUUUUAGUUUCUAACCAAAGUAUAUUUUUGUUUAUGUUUCGUUUAUUAUUUGUUUUAUUAUAUUCUUCUUUUUUUCUAAUUAAUAUUUCUUGCAUUACAUCUAAAGACUGAUUAAUGGUAGAUGGUCUUCUUAAAUUGUUUGAGGAUGCUGAAUUUUACUGUUAUUUUAUUAAUUUUAUCAACCUCUCUUCUUUCUUUUUAACAUAUACGGUAAUUACUUUUUAUCAGAUUUAAAAAAUAAAAGAACAAAAUACAUCAUAAUUAAUUCGUGCAAUAACGACAUAAACAGUUUUAGCCUUCCGCAUUGAGAUGAAAGGUGAGGUGGUGUGGGUGGUGGGUUAGUGAAAAUAAAGAAUGAAAACAGCUUAAGACAACUAAUAAUUAAAUUUACAAAACUAAUUUUCAGAAUAGCCGAAGCAGCAGUUAAACCGUCAUUCGUCAAAUCACCAAACUAUAUUUUAUUAUUAAUCGCCAAAAACCAAUUAAAAAAUCAAACAAAUACGAUUCAUUACAUUUUGUUCGAAUUAGGCUACAGCUGUACUUACUAAAUUCACCAAAUAGCAAAUAAUAUUUGCUAAUAUAAUCUGGGGCCAUCCUGAAAUACUGCUACAAACCUAUAUCUUAAACCCAGGAGAAGUACAACCAAUAUAUAUUUUAAAGUUUUUAAACGUAUAUUCAUCUAAAUGUAAAGGCCAAUUGAUUCUGUUCUGCCUUUUAUAUAUAUAUAUAUAUAUAUGAUAAAGAAACAAUAUUGUGUCUGCUUUUGUCUUAACAAACCUGAAAUGACUAAUUAGUUAUUAAAGCGACAUACCGUAGUUAUAUUUUUGACUAUUAUGGGCGUUUUUGAUAACUGAAAUCAUACUUUACUUAAAUUUUAUGGUUUAUAAUUAUAAAUUUCCAUACAUUCGAAGUGUUUUUGGUCAUCCUGUUGGUUUUGAUAUCACAAAAUGCAUUUCUCAUAUUUUAAAAAACGCACGUGCGUCUGAGAAGAAACUGUUAUGGAGUCGAGUUUUAGUCCGUUUUUAGAUGGUAUUUCACCAUUUCAAAUAAUAUGUGCCCGAAGGCCAUAAACGUUCCCGAAGGAACGUAUAAAAUGAAAAAAUAAAAUAAAUGUCGCAAAAUGUAAGGUGGGUAGUUCUGCCUGGGCCCCCCUUAGAUCCGCCACUGGUCACAAUGUCUUUUUUUACAAGAGUUGAAAUAGUCAAUACUGGUGGAAGGUAUUACAGAUUAAAUCCAGUGUUUAUAUUCUUGCUAUUUUAAUUUAUAUUUUCUUUUUCACGCUGGUAGUUAUAGUUAGUCGUUUCCUGUUAUCAACUGAUUGUCAAUAAAACAUUUUGAUUUGGA
This is a messenger RNA of Gigantopelta aegis, 2618 nucleotides long. Its product is annotated as chitin deacetylase 7-like. Bases 180 to 1184 code for a protein of 334 amino acids. The transcript has a single exon. NCBI's taxonomy places the organism in Eukaryota, Metazoa, Mollusca, Gastropoda, Neomphalida, Peltospiridae. The record is from RefSeq and is a predicted model, not a curated record. Gene Ontology annotation, biological process: carbohydrate metabolic process.